AUGAUUUGAAAAUCUACUCAGUGAUUUAAGAAAAUAUCGACCCUUAUUCUGUGCCAUCACAUCUAAAAGUACUUCCCGAACAUCGAACACUGAAUCAUUAUCUCGAUUUGAUUUGGCCCGUCUGAUAAUCACCAACUAUGGAUUCGAUAUUCUCCUUCAUGUGACCUGUUCAGAUUUAAUGGAUUCCGAUCAGGGUAGAAAAUUCCUACAAGAAGCUAAAAACUGUGGAAUCAAGUAUAUUUUUGCUUUGCGAGGUGACGAUUUAGAUGAAUCAACGGAACGGGAAUUCAAUCAUGCCAUUGAUAUCGUUAGAUUUAUUCGAGCCGAGUUUCCAAACGAUUUUGUCGUCGCGGUCGCUGGUUAUCCUAAUGGUCAUCCAUCGGUAUCAUCCCUUGCUGAAGAUGUUAAAUACUUAAAGGCCAAAGUUGACGCUGGUGCUGAUCUAAUAAUAAGCCAAUUUUUUUUCAAUGUUGAUGUUUUUGCCCAAUGGGUUAGACUCUGUCGAUCAGCUGAUAUAAAAGCUCCCAUUUUACCGGGAAUAUUUACCUUUCCAUCUUAUCGAUCUUUUACCCGAAUGAUGAAAACAACCCAAGUUCCGAUCUGUAAUCAACUGGAAUCGAAAAUUGAAAAUAUUUCAAAUUGUGAUCAACAAAUUAAACAAUUUGCCAUCGAACAAUCAACACAAUUGUGCCUUAAUCUAGUUAAUCAAGGACUUUGUCCUGGACUACAUUUCUUUUCCCUCAAUAAAGAUUCAACGUUACAAGUUAUCGAGAUGAUUGAGCCCAAGAUACCGAGGACAACAAUUAACCAACAAUUAUUACGAUUAUCGGCACAAUUAGAGGAAUUUACUCUUGAUUCUGGUUCAGAAACAUUGGAAAAGAAUCAACCAUCAGUGAAAAGCGGUGAUAAAACACCAGAAUCAUCCAAUUAUCAUCAGAAUUAAUCAAUUGAUCAGUAACCAACUUUUGUCUUAAACAUCCUACAGAAAUCAAACUUCAUCCCACCGAAAGUCAUAUUAUUCCUGAUAAAUCAAACAUCAUUUAUGAGAUCAAACAAGUGGAUCUUAAUCACAAAUCUCAUCAAAAAUCAUAAUCAUAAUCAUCAACCACAAACAUCAUUAAUUGAUUUCAAAUGAUUAUCAACCACCUCAAAGAUCUGAUUAGAGAUGUGAUCAGAUUUCGUGUUGAUGACUUGAAGUUAAUUGUUUUCUUUUCUCCCUUUACGUUAAUGAUUAAACCCAAAGUUAUCAUUAAAUCAAUUCACUUAUCAUUACAAACGAUAAGUAAUGCAAACGAAAAACAAUCAUGUGCAAUGACGUAUACAUAUUAAUAGAUUUCAAGUUAUCUUUUUGUCUUUUUUUGUAAAUAAAACUUUU
Messenger RNA from Panonychus citri (citrus red mite), 1375 nucleotides. RefSeq names its product methylenetetrahydrofolate reductase (NADPH)-like. The coding region runs from base 179 to 943 and encodes 254 amino acids. Gene Ontology annotation, biological process: tetrahydrofolate interconversion. Lineage: Eukaryota; Metazoa; Arthropoda; Arachnida; Trombidiformes; Tetranychidae. Gene Ontology annotation, molecular function: FAD binding; methylenetetrahydrofolate reductase [NAD(P)H] activity. The record is from RefSeq and is a predicted model, not a curated record. The transcript has a single exon. Gene Ontology annotation, cellular component: cytosol.